This is a messenger RNA of Jaculus jaculus (lesser Egyptian jerboa), 2566 nucleotides long. RefSeq names its product eukaryotic translation initiation factor 2B subunit epsilon (gene Eif2b5). The record is from RefSeq and is a predicted model, not a curated record. The transcript is spliced from 16 exons. Gene Ontology annotation, molecular function: translation initiation factor activity; guanyl-nucleotide exchange factor activity; translation initiation factor binding. Lineage: Eukaryota; Metazoa; Chordata; Mammalia; Rodentia; Dipodidae. Gene Ontology annotation, cellular component: eukaryotic translation initiation factor 2B complex. Bases 48 to 2207 code for a protein of 719 amino acids.
GGUGUGUGUCCGCGUCCCCGCGGAAGUGGUGGCAGCGAGGGAGGAAGAUGGCGGCCCCUGCGGUGGCAGCACCUGGUGCCGCGGCCGGUCGUUCUAACAAGCGAGGCGGCGGCGCGCCGGGGGGCGGCGGGGGACCCAGAGGCACUGAGGAAGAGCCACCUCCACCCCUGCAAGCCGUCCUGGUGGCCGAUAGCUUCAACCGCCGCUUCUUCCCCAUCUCCAAGGAUCAGCCUCGGGUCCUCUUGCCCCUGGCCAAUGUUGCACUAAUUGACUACACUCUGGAAUUCCUGACUGCCACGGGUGUGCAGGAAACGUUUGUCUUUUGCUGCUGGAAGGCUGCAGAGAUCAAGGAACAUUUACUGAAAUCCAAGUGGUGUCAUCCUACAUCCCUCAAUGUCAUUCGAAUAAUUACAUCAGAGCUAUAUCGAUCACUUGGAGAUGUCCUUCGUGAUGUUGAUGCAAAGGCCUUGGUGCGUUCUGACUUUCUUCUGGUGUAUGGAGAUGUCAUCUCAAACAUCAAUAUUACUAGAGCCCUAGAGGAACACAGGUUGAGACGGAAGCUAGACAAAAAUGUAUCUGUAAUGACAAUGAUCUUCAAGGAGUCAUCCCCCAGCCACCCAACUCGUUGCCAUGAAGACAAUGUGGUAGUGGCUGUGGAAAGUGCCACAAACCGGAUUCUGCAUUUUCAGAAGACCCAGGGCCGGAGUCGUUUUUCAUUUCCUCUGAGCCUGUUCCAGGGCAGUGGAGACGGAGUGGAAAUUCGAUAUGACUUACUGGAUUGUCAUAUCAGCAUCUGCUCUCCUCAGGUAGCUCAACUCUUCACAGACAAUUUUGACUACCAAACUCGAGAUGAUUUUGUACGAGGCCUGUUAGUGAAUGAAGAGAUUCUAGGAAACCAGAUCCACAUGCAUGUAACAACUAGGGAAUAUGGUGCCCGGGUCUCCAAUCUACACAUGUACUCAGCGGUCUGCGCUGAUGUCAUCCGCCGAUGGGUCUACCCUCUCACUCCAGAAGUGAACUUUACUGAUAGCACCUUGCAAAGCUACACUCAUUCCCGGCACAACAUCUACCGAGGGCCUGAGGUCAGCCUAGGUCAUGGCAGCAUCCUGGAGGAAAAUGUGCUCCUGGGCGCUGGCACAGUCAUUGGUAGCAAUUGCUCCAUCACCAACAGUGUCAUUGGCCCUGACUGCCACAUUGGUGAUAAUGUGGUACUGGACCAGGCCUACCUGUGGCGGGGUGUUCAGGUGGCUGCUGGAGCACAGAUCCACCAGUCUCUGCUCUGUGACAAUGCUGAGGUCAAGGAGAAAGUUAUAUUGAAGCCACACUGUGUCCUCACUUCCCAGGUGGUAGUGGGCCCUGAUAUCGUGCUGCCUGAGGGCUCGGUGAUCUCUUUGCAUCCUCCAGAUGCAGAGGAAGAUGAAGAUGAUGGCCAAUUCAGUGAUGAUUCUGGGGAUGACCAAGAAAAGGAGAAGGUGAAGCUGAAAGGUUACAAUCCAGCAGAAGUAGGAGUCGCAGGCCAGGGCUACCUCUGGAAAGCUGCAGAUGUGAACACAGAGGAGGAGGAGGAGCUGCGGCAGAGUCUGUGGGGACUCACAAUGAAUAUGGAAGAAGAGAGUGAAACUGAAAGUGAACGAAGCAUGGAUUCUGAGGAAAUUGACAGCAGGGGUGGUUCUCCCCAGUUGGAUGACAUCAAAGUAUUCCAGAAUGAAGUCCUGGGAACACUACAGCGAGGCAAAGAAGAGAAUAUUUCUUGUGACAAUCUAGUCCUGGAGAUCAACUCUCUCAAGUAUGCCUAUAACAUAAGCCUAAAGGAAGUGAUGCAGGUACUGAGCCAUGUGGUCCUGGAGUUCCCCUUGCAACAAAUGGAUUCUCUGCUUGACCCAAAUCGCUACUGUGUCCUGCUGCUUCCUCUUCUCAAGACCUGGAGCCCUGUUUUUAGGAACUACAUAAAGCGCACAGCUGACCAUCUGGAAGCAUUAGCGGCGAUCGAGGACUUCUUCCUGGAGCACGAAGCCCUUAGUUCUUCUCUGGCCAAGGUGCUGAUGGCUUUCUACCAACUGGAAAUUCUGGCUGAGGAAACAAUUCUGAGCUGGUUCAGCCAAAGGGACAUAACUGACAAAGGCCAGCUGUUGCGUAAGAAUCGACAGCUUCAGAGGUUCAUCCAGUGGCUAAAAGAGGCAGAAGAGGAGUCAUCUGAAGAUGACUAAAGUUGUACUGGCUGCUCCUGAGGCGCAGGACAAGUGAGGCAGCUGCAGAAGGAUGAAUGGCCACUACCCAGACUGAGACUGAAAGGAGCAAAGGCUAAACUACAGUAUUCCUUCCACCACCAGCCGUCAUGUGCCUCCCAUCCAUACCGAAGUUGGGAUGAAAGAAGUUGAUUGGAACAAAGUUCAUGCCUUGCAAAAAGCUAGGCAGACCCUGCUGUUGGAGGAAAACCAAAGGAACAGCUUUGUGUUCGCUUUCCCUCAGGGAACAGCAAAGAGCAGCUGGCCCUCUCUGCUGCUUCUAUUCGUUGAUAUUAAAAAGAGAGGGGGCAGUGUUUGGCUUCUCCAACUCUGAUCAGCCA